Branchiostoma floridae (Florida lancelet) is the source of this 1712-nucleotide messenger RNA. RefSeq lists its product as uncharacterized. Bases 109 to 786 code for a protein of 225 amino acids. NCBI's taxonomy places the organism in Eukaryota, Metazoa, Chordata, Leptocardii, Amphioxiformes, Branchiostomatidae. The record is from RefSeq and is a predicted model, not a curated record. The transcript has 2 exons.
CUGCCGUUUAGAGCUGCGCAAUAGUGUUACGUGAUACGCCUGCAAAGCACAUGAAUAGUUCAUACCGGAAACUCUGUGACGAUUUGUGCAGCUCCAGAGAGACUGAAAAUGGCUGCAUUUGGGAUAACCUACGCAACUCUUAUAUCUUUCCUCAUGGGACUGAUGACCUUGACACAAAUCAUCGGCCUCUCACCCCCCGAUCAGCCACCGUCAUGGCCUUCAACCUUCUCGGUAAGUUUUCACGAAGAGCAGUGGGUCUGGAUCAUUCCCCUCGCCAGAAACGCCGGCGCCUGGCACUACGACUUCAGUAACAAGCGGGCGAGAUUCGACCACUUGCAGGGACAGAUGGACAACUUUUGCCACGGUCGCGGGCUGGAGUUGAAGGACUUGAGAGGCGACUGCCAUCUUCUGUUCAACACCACGGACAUGUAUGUGCACUAUCCCCGGGAAGAGAAGUGUUGUCGUGCCUGUGGGGUAGCCGAAGGGUGCACCGUGCUGAAGCCGACUUGGAUGGCGGGGGCUACGUACCUCGGGACCGAAAACAUAAACGGAACGGUAUGCCAUGGCUGGGAGGCGGACGGGGCCGCCGCAAGGGACAGGUGGUACCAAACAGCAGACGGAACUCCAUGUCGAUACUCGGAGACGAUCAAAUUCUGGCCGCAUCCAAGUCACAACAUCACUUUCAACAUGAGGUCUUUCAGCCGCGACCCCAUCCCGACUAGUGUCUUCAACAUACCCGCAUACUGCAACACAAGAUGUCCUAUUCCCUGGCGGCCUAUUGCCUAAGAAGGGAAACACUGAGAGACUCUGAACUGUUUCAUUUCUGUCCCUUGCUCUGGUUCACAAAAAUUGUCGCAAUGUUUUUCACCUGCCCAUGUUUCGGCGUUGGGUUUGCCACUUCACAGAAAGCAAUGAUGACUUGCGCUACUUCGCACUGCAGUAAGGUGGCGCUGCAAUUGAGGGAGGGACUCAUUUUAGCUUUCACCUUUCAUUCAGUAGUCUGGAGUCAUGUGACACAUGUAAAAGGGUCAUUUAUCGUGAAGAAGAUUGUAGAAACAUUUCAAGGCUUUCCUGAUUUAAACUUUGAUCACUACAAGUGACUAUUCUUAACUUUAUUGCUUCGGGUUCUGUCUUGAGGUGAACUUAGACUUGAAAAACAUCACUGAGGUUGUUUCCCUCUCUUACUUUUCUUGACAAGUUUGACAAGUUUUAUUAAAAAUGCACAGGCAUGCAGGAUAUCCUGCUGGACAUCCUGAAUUGUUCUGAACAUUACAAAUGGUAGCUCCAUCGUGUAAUUACAAUAAAAAACAAUACUAGGGCACCAAUUCAUAUAAAACGUCACCAAUGCCAUUAAAAUAUUUGUAAGCAAUUUCUUAGAUAUCAGUUAUGUCGUUUUCUUUGUUUUCUCGUUUCCCAUUUCACGGGUCACAUCGCGAGGAUAAGGGGAAUCUAAGUAAUGUAUACUUAUGUGAGCAAACCAUAUUGUUACUAUGACAACUUAAACCGAACACAAUGCACUGCAUACACGGCAUGAUAUUUGUGCCCUCUCACCCUUACGUGUUUGUAUGUGUGUGUGUGUGAACAGGCUGAUAACUCGAGAAGUUGUGGACAGAUCUUUAUGAUAAUUGGUAGGUCUGUAGUACACGUUUCAAUAAGGAACACCAGCAUUUGACAAUACACAAAUCAUGAGUAGCUACUUUUCAGGUAAUGUG